AUGCAUCACACAAGUCAGGCGACUCCUCAUGUCGCCGGUGAGGAUGACUACAUCAAACCCCGGACCACGGGGAAGAACAUCACCUUCAUCUUGAUUGCCGGCUUCGGCAGCUUCAUGUUCGGCUACGCCAACAAUGUGGUCACAGGGAGUCUCGCUCAGACCUCUUUCAUCAACAAGUUCCUCAGCGGCAGCGAUGCCGACGCCGUCAUCGGAGGCAUCUUGGGCGGCUUCCUCGGAGGCGCCUUUAUCGGCUCUCUGCUCCAAGGUUGGAUCUCACCGCGGUAUGGCCGCAAGAAGACCACCGCCCUUGCCGCCAUCCUUCUCAUCGUGUCGGGUGCCUUGAUGGCCGGCAGUGUCCACGUUGCCAUGUUCAUCCUUUUCCGCAUCGUCUCAGGAAUCGGUGCGGGCAUUCUGACGUCCAAUUGCCCAACCUACAUGAGCGAGAUCUCGCCACUUCACACUCGAGGUGCCCUCACCGGCACCCACGGCGUCGGAAUCAAUGUUGCGUACACCAUGUCGAGUUCGAUUGCCUUGGGGUUGAACUUUAUCGAUCAUCCAUAUCAAUGGCGUCUUCAAUUCGUCAUCUUCACCUUCUUUUCCAUCUUGCUUCUGCUCUCUUUGUUUCUGAUCCCGGAGUCGCCACGAUGGCUUGUGGAGAAAGAACGUCACGAGGAAGCGCUCGAGACGCUCCGGACCCUCCAUGUCGGCACAGAUGGCCACGGCGAAAGAGUGGUACAAGCGGAAAUGGCGCUGAUCAGGGCGCAGAUAGAAGCCGAGAGCAGCGAGUCGACCAGCUACUGGCAUAUCUUUGCCACGCCGUCGCUCCGAAAGCGAGCCAUCUGCUCCAUCAUGAUCUGGCUUUUGAACAUUGGAUCUGGCGUUCUGGUGAUUGCAAACCUUACCCCCCUCAUCUUCGGUGGUCUUGGUUACGGCCAGACUAUUCAGCUCGGGCUGUCGGUGGUAUGGGUCUUCACCUCAGGAGUCGGAUCCUUUAUCAACGGCUUCCUGCUUGACAGACUUGGUCGACGACCCCUCCUCUUGAUCGGCGGCUUCCUCGUCGGUGCGGUGCUCGUGAUCGAGGCACUCCUCCAGAAGUACUACCUCGGAACGACAAACAAAGCAGGACUCAAUGCCGCCACGGGAAUCUUCUACGCAUAUGUCUUCUUCUGGGCAUCGUUCAUCGACAACACCACAUAUUGCUACAUUCCAGAGAUCUGGCCUACUCAUUUACGCUCGAAAGGCUCUUCCAUCGCCUACUGUGCCUACUAUGCGGUGGCCAUCGCAACUAGCUCCCCGGCUUCUCAGGCUUUCGCCACGAUUGGCUACAAGUACUAUUUCGUCUUCUUGGGUCUCUGCGUCGUCGCCAUCGUCUACAUCUUCUUUGUCUUCCCAGAGACAAAUGGACUCGCACUCGAGGAAAUCGGUGAAAAAUUCGGCGACGUCGUGGAGGUUCACUUCCGGGAUGUCAUUGGCGACAACGACAGCGAGCAGAAUCAAGACAAGGUUGCAGAAUCUCAGAUUGAGACUGCCGGUGAGAAAACGGCAGCAUAA
Capronia epimyces CBS 606.96 is the source of this 1551-nucleotide messenger RNA. RefSeq lists its product as uncharacterized. Gene Ontology annotation, biological process: transmembrane transport; carbohydrate transport. Gene Ontology annotation, cellular component: membrane. The transcript has 6 exons. Gene Ontology annotation, molecular function: carbohydrate:proton symporter activity. NCBI's taxonomy places the organism in Eukaryota, Fungi, Ascomycota, Eurotiomycetes, Chaetothyriales, Herpotrichiellaceae. The record is from RefSeq and is a predicted model, not a curated record. The coding region runs from base 1 to 1551 and encodes 516 amino acids.